Ictalurus punctatus (channel catfish) is the source of this 8567-nucleotide messenger RNA. RefSeq names its product pleckstrin homology-like domain, family B, member 1b (gene phldb1b). The record is from RefSeq and is a predicted model, not a curated record. Gene Ontology annotation, molecular function: protein binding. The coding region runs from base 3198 to 7448 and encodes 1416 amino acids. Lineage: Eukaryota; Metazoa; Chordata; Actinopteri; Siluriformes; Ictaluridae. The transcript is spliced from 23 exons. Gene Ontology annotation, cellular component: basal cortex. Gene Ontology annotation, biological process: regulation of microtubule cytoskeleton organization.
GGCUGGUUCUGCAAGAUGCUCAGUAAAACUUCCCAGCUAAUAUUGACUUUGUUUCAUUUAUUACUGUGUUUUACUGUAUUUGUUUCUUUGGAAUACACAUCUUGUAUUCUUAUGACAAGUUAGUAUACUGUUUGCUGAACUUUUGCCAGAAAAGUGCACUUGUGUUUUUUCAAUUUCAUUUCAGAUUUCAUGAAGUUGCCAGAAUAAUUAUAUUUCUGCAUUCCUGGUUGUUCUCGGGAAUGAUUUAAUAAAUCGGUCUUCACAGUUUUUAACAGAAAUAUUUGUCCUAGUUUUGUUGGCUCAGGUCCCAAAGCAUAGUUUAACGAGCACAGGCAUUAGCAGUAAUAUACGGAGUAUGCUCUGUCUACGAGCGGUUAAUAUAGAACAAAAAACUCUUUCGUUAUUACUAAGGGAGUUCGGUGUGUGUGUGUGAUCUGACCAUUAAAACAUCUGCUCUGAUUUCCUUUUGAAGUAUCUGCUGCUGGCUGGUUUGCAUCCUUUCGAGUCAUCAAUUGAAUUACAAAAUGGCUCUUAGUCACAGUUUGUCGGAACGUCAUCUACCAUUGAAGAAUGUUGUUACAGUGGAAUUCACUAAAGGCAGUGGACGGAGAAGAGAAAAUGUCAUCACCAGAGGAAAUGCGUCAUUUUUGGUUUUCUUCUUGCGCUCCAUGUGCAGAAUUAUGACACAGUUGAAUGUUUGUGUAUAGAAUAUUGAUGAAAUGAAAUAAAUGCUUUACUGCUUCAUAAUCAGGGAACCAAUUUGUAUUGCAAAGUGAAAACCCGUAGUAUAGGUAAUUAUUGCUAAUUUGGUAUUUUGGAAAGAAAUUGCGUUUAGACUACCUGUAAAUGUUGUAUGUUUUGCUAUGUUUGCUGUAAUUGGUGCUUUAGAGAGAGGUUGUGUCCACACGUCAAAAGAGCGUGACUCUGCAGGAAGCUGACAUAACACACAGCCUUCGUCUGGAACGAAAAUAUCUGCGGUAAAAUGAUCCAUAAUGCCUGGCAGAAGCUUGCUAUCUAUAAACAAACCCCAGGAAACAGGCGGAAUGGUCUAUUUAUAACUGAGUGGUACCCUUUAGUGAAAAAGUGUAUGUGUCCUAUAAGUAGUCUGAUCGUGGAGAGAAAAAUAAUAGGGUAUAUACAACAAAUUCAUAUGAAUGCGUAAAAUGGAUUCAUUAAUCAAUCUGUAGACAUAUUUAACGUAAUUUAGUUGUGCUGUGACUAAGCGGUUGGGGAUUUAACGCCGACGCAGUGGUGUGGUUUACAGCCGAGGUCUGAGUGCUUUUGGUUGACAGUAAUAUAUGAUCGCAUGGGACUGAAUCGCUCCUAUUGCAGCAGGUAUAAUUCAUGACUCCAUUAAGCGCUCUCAUUGCUCACAUCGUUCACGUCGCUGUCAGUGGUUUAAGAAGAAUGUUCCUCAGAAUUGUGCUGUGUAAAUUCAUUGGCAAUGGGUAUUCCUUUUGCAUUGAGGUUAAAAAAAAAAAAAAAAAAAAAAAAUCAAAGGCCGUUGGACGUCUUCACAUCUGGCCAGCAGUCUGGAGUCUCUUUCGCUCACGAUUGCUCACUCAUCAGAAAUUCAAUUUCAUACUUUUACCACAUGCUUGGAAUAAUACUUGUAACAGCAUUAGUAAUAGUUUGAAUCAUUUCCUUUACUCCAGGAAUGCCCAGAAAAAGCCAAAGCCGCCACCUUCUUUUUUUUUUCUUUUCUUCCUCUUUUAUUUAUUUAUUUAUUUUAAAACCCAGACAUAAAUAAAGAGUGCAUCUGUGCACAUGCUGUUCCAUGCCUGAAUGAAAGUGUGCUGUUUUUCAGGGUGAGUCCUCGGGGAAGUCAUGCAGUAACACAGAACUGUGCUUUUGUUGAGUUUGGUUUAUUUUGAAAUUGCCAGUUAGACAGGGAUUUACUGUUUUAUCCUCCUGGCUGAUGAGCGCAGUUUGAUUCACAGCACACUGCUGUUUUGUUGGCUGUGUUGAAUAUUGUGUGUGUGUGUGUGUGUGUGUGUGUGUGUGUGUGUGUGUGUGUUGGGGUUCUGUUGAAUUCGGUAUGGAUUGCUGACUCAUCCUGCUUUCAGCUGUGACUCGUGAGUGGAGCAGCUUACCUUUGAGGACGCAGUUCUCUCUUAAAUGUGUUUGUGUGAAAGUGAACGUUAGUUUUUAUCAUGUAAAGCAGAUGUCGAUGCUAUUCCUCAUGUCGAAUACAGUCAUAUAAACCGUAUGUUCCGUACGCUCACUAUAACAUAAUAUUUUCAGCAUGUAAUAAUCUGAGUAGAGGCAGUAUAGUUAGUCAAUACUAUUCACCAUGAUUGUGAAGACAGUUGAUAAUAUGAUAUGAUUAAGAUCACAAGUUUUGUAUUUUGUACAGUAUUUAUUGGUGUUUUAAACUCUAAUCCACUUGCAGUCGCACUUUAUGGAAAGCUACACCCUGAGGGCGUUGGAUUUUGGAAAGUUAUUUGGCUUGUGAAGCAUGACUACAACUCUGUGAUUCAUAUGAACAAGUAUCGAGUUCUUUAACUGGGUGCUCACAAAUGACAUCCUUGAAGUCCUGUAUUAGACGUGUAGAGACAGACAUCCUAGACCCAUGCCUCCCGACACUGAAUCCCUCCAAAUGUAAUAAACAAACCAACGACUAAACCAACUUUUAUUGUAUUAAUAAUAUUGUUUGUGGUCUCUGAGUCAUGAGAACAUUGGUACCUGUGUGGUUGUGUACCAGUCAGGGAUUUAGAUGGAACUAAAUGUUCUUCCAACCAUCUGGAACAAAAAAGGGCAUCUGCCACUGUCUAUUCAUUGAACAUCUGCUUUUUUGUUGGAGAAACUUUCCAUAAGAUGCCCCCUCCCUCCAGCUUAGAAUGCUUCGUCAAUGAAUUCUCUUCUCCACUGUGUGUAUUAAUUCAAUGCCACAUAAUAAGAUUAUGGACACCUCAUUUGAUACUUUUGUCUCAUUUUAAGGAGUUGUAAAUGUGCCUAGUAGAUGUUAUGCAUACGAAUAGAACAGCACAUGAUAAAAUGUGUGUACUGUGUCCAAAUAGAGUGUGUGUGUGUGUGUGUGUGUGUUUCUGAAGGAGCUGUGAGAUAAGUAAGUGGUGUAGAAAACAACAGACUGAAACAAGGCUUGUCUUGUCUUAUUUUUCUCCUCACUCAGCAAGCCAAGAGGCAGUUUAGAGCCUGACUCUGCAGUGAAUGAUGGUGCUGAAUGUUCACGUUGUAUGCUGUGUUUUGGUCAAUCGUCCUUCUUCCGCUUCAACCACCCUGAGGAGGCAUUCAGAAUGAAGAGCAUGAGGCCAGAAGGACAGCACAGAUCUAGCACCAGAAGAGACUCAGAGAGCCUGGUCAAUGGGAACCACCAGUCAGGAGGACUGGCGUCUCACCCAUCCCGACACGAGAGAGUGCGCCCUGAGCACAGUGCUAUUGUCAGUUCCAUUGAAAAGGACCUUCAGGACAUUAUGGACUCCUUAGUCAUGGAUGAUCCCCUGCCCUCUUCCGCCUCCUGUGAGCCCAACAAGCCUUCCAGUCCCCUUGCUGCUCAGUCCCCGCUGUCCCCCAUGUUAAAUGGAGGUGGCCGUUAUCUUCUCUCACCCCCCACGAGCCCUGGUGCUAUGUCAGUGGGCUCCAGUUAUGAAAAUACCUCUCCACCCUUUUCCCCUCUAUCCUCACCCUCAGCUGCAAGUACUGGGAGCUUUAACAGCCCCUCACCUAGUGGUUGCCAGGACCAGAUUCUUUCUCUUCCUCCAGUACCAGUCAGGUCCUCGAGUUACAAUUACACGAGUCAGCCACCCAUACCUCAGCCUCGGACUAUGCUGCCUAACCCGAAGGUGCCUGAGAGCCCCCGGCUCCAGAGAAAGGCUCUACUAGAAGCUCCACCCAGCCCUAAACCAGCCCGCAGGGGACUGAGUCAGAAUAGCCCUGUGGGGAAGUCUCCGGACAGCUCUCGACUGCCCCCCAUGUUGCCUUCAGUCUCAGUAUCUUCAGUAUCCAGUGAUGCAUCAUCUAUCAGGCUAGCAGUACCAACCAGCCCCAAAAUGACUCCCAAAUUUACCACCACAUCAUCCUCAUCCCCUCCUUGUAGUCCCAGGGUGAAAAUGACUAGCAUUCUACAGGAUCGUCCAUCCAGUCCGUUUCAUGACCAGUCACAGCCAGAUCACUCACUCGCUUCAAGUCCCUCCCAGCUUCUCUCUCCUCCUUCUCGGGCAUUCCAGCCUCCAUUGGACCCAAUUGUCCACAUAAUCCAGGGUGGACAGCCACAGCAACACUCACUUCAACCUCCGGAGAGUCCACGGCUGGCCCGCAGGAAUCUGGAGGCUGGCUGUGGCAACAAUGUGAGGGAUCUGCCCCCUCUCAGCCCCUCCCUGGCACGUAGAGGAGUACCAGUACUCCCAGGGGCGCUUCCAGGAACCCUCUCAACCUGGUCCUCAGAGAGCCCAACUGCCAAGAUAGUUCCAGAGAGUCCAAGACACAGACGCAAGGCCUCCUCCCCAUCUCAGGAGCUAUACAGUCCCCGGCUGGUGCGUGCCCGCAGCCCCUCGCCCACGUCUGGGCUGACGGAUGGUGGUGGACGCAAAGGGAGCUUUGGGAACACUCUAUCUCCUGCCUUCAGCCUGGGCUCCCUGCCUGGGUCCUCACCUUUAGCUAGUCCCAGGAACCACAGGAAGAUGUCAGCAGGGCACAGGGACUUGCGGAUCGGCCAUCCUGGCAUGAGGGAGCGCAAGAACAGCAUUACAGAGAUCAGUGACAACGAAGACGAGUUACUAGAAUACCACCGGCGCCAGCGUGAGGAGCGCCUCAGGGAGCAGGAGAUGGAAAGGCUGGAACGGCAGCGACUAGAGACCAUCAUGAACCUCUGUGCUGAGUACAAUAAGAACGAUGAGCCGAGCUUGCUGGGUAUCUCCAGGCCCACUGUGACGCAGAGGCAGCGGGAGAGUGACGAGGAGAAUCUGAGAGAGGAGUGUAGCAGCACGGAAAGCACACACCAGGACAUCAGGACACCAUACAACCUACAAAAUGGAGACAACAUGCAGCUGGAGGAGAUGUCAGGAAGCGGGACUAGGCUGGAACUGAGUUAUUUGGAGGAGGAACGGGUGCGAGUGCUGGCGAGGGUUGAUGAGCUGAAGGCUCGGCUCACGGAGCUGGAACAGCAGCUACAGGAGAACAAACAGGAGGCGGAGAUGGAAAGGGCCUUGCUACAGGGUGAGAGGCAGGCGGAGCUGAGCCAGAUCGAGACUGAGACUGACAUCAUCACCCAGCUGCAGCACAAAGUCAGCGAACUGGAGAGUGCCAUCCAGAGGGAAAAGGACAAGGAGAAGGCCAAUGUUGACAGCCAGCGGGAAGCCCUGGAAAGGCUUCAGGACGGCUACAAUGAGCUGAAGAGCCAGCUGCAUAACUGCCCCGAGUCUCUAAGGGAGCAGUUGCAGGAGCAACUCAAAAGGGAAGCAGAAACCCUGGAGGCUGAGACAAAGCAGUUUGAGGACCUGGAAUUCCAGCAGCUCGAGAAGGAGAGCAGUCUGGAGGAGGAGCGUGAGACUAUUUCCCAGCAGCUCCUGCACGAGAAAGCACAGUAUCAAAGCAGUGUGACCAAGAGAAAGGAAAAGGUUACAGCUCUGGAGAAGCAGGCCAAUCAGCUGGGCCUGCAGGCUGCACAGGAGUGUGAAAAGGUGGCUAAGGACAGGAGUGUCACCCUGCAGCUACUUCAGAAGGAGAAGGAGAGGCUGGCUGGUCUGGAGAAGAGAUACUUCAGCCUAACUGGAGGCAGGACUUUUCCUAAAGGCUCCAGCACAUUAAAAGAGGGGAGACGGAUGGCGGAAGUCUAUAGGAUGUAUGUGAGCGAUACCCAGCUGACCAACUCUGCUUCGCAUGACCCCUCACUUAUACUUGACCCAGCUGUAGCUCCGCCCUGCGAGGACUAUGUUACUGUGGGCCAAUUAAACCAGAUCUAUGGGAUGCCGAAGGUGGAUUCCUCCCCCACCUCUCCUGCCCAAUUGCGUCAGCCCACCCUCACUGAGCCUGCCUUUUCCUGUCUUCCUUCCCCCCAUGGCUCCUCUCUUUCUCUCUGUUUUGAGGGUCAGCCGGAGUGGCUUAGACCUCAUAUCCCCAGGCUAGAUUUAGAGCGCUGGUACCAGGAGGUGAUGGCGGCUGGAGAUCCAAGCCAGCUGUGCCCGCCUCCUCUCCAGGCUAAAGCUCACUCAGCACACAGGCCUCUGCAGGUGUACCGCUCCAGACUAGACAGUGAUGCCAGUCAAUCCUCACAGAAGCCAAAAGUGAGUGCUGGACUUUCCCCUACCUACACCACUGCAACACUUGGCCGCAACACUUCCUCAAGGAAUCCCAUCAUGAUGGCCAACAGCACUGGCAGUCUCCCCCGCAACCUCGCAGCCACUUUACAGGACAUUGAGAUAAAGAGACAGCUGGCACUGCAACAGAAAGACUGCUUGCCAUCAUCGCCUGAGUUCUCCACCAUGGACAGUCCCACAGGUCAGCAGGUGAUCGAGGAGCAGCGGCGACGUCUGGCCGAGCUGAAGCAGAAGGCUGCAGCCGAGGCUCAGUGCCAGUGGGAGGCGCUACAUGGCUCCCACACACAGCUCAGCAGCUCUCCAGCUCCUCCGCUGGUCCAUCACUCCAUCCUGCACCACACAGCACCCUCUGCUGGUGAGGACAACUACGACACACUCAGCCUGGAGAGCUCAGACAGCAUCGACACCAGCGUUUCCACCAGCUACAACUCUGCCUGCUCGCCGGAUAACAUGUCCAGUGCAAGUGGGAUGGAUGUGCUGAAAAUCGAAGAGAUGGAGAAGCUGCUGAAGGAGGCUCAUCUGGAGAAGGCCAGACUCCUCGAGUCCAAGGAGCGAGAGAGCCAGGCACGUAAACAGCUGCUGGAGGAGGAGAGGAAGAGGAGAGAGGAGGCUGAGAAGAGGCUGCAGGAGGAGACGGUGCACCGGCAGCAGCUGAUUGAGAAGGAGGUGAAGAUGAGAGCAAAGAACUUCUCUCAGGCUCGACCCAUGACCCGCUACCUGCCCAUCCGCAAAGAGGAAUUUGACCUGCGCUCACAUGUCGAGUCAUCGGGUCACAACGUGGAGAACUGCUACCACAUCAUCCUCACAGAAAAGAUGUGUAAGGGCUACCUGGUCAAGAUGGGUGGAAAGAUUAAAUCAUGGAAGAAGCGCUGGUUCGUCUUCGAUCGCCUUAAACGCACAUUCUCCUACUAUUCCGACAAGCAUGAGACCAAGCUGAAAGGAGUUAUCUAUUUCCAGGCCAUUGAGGAAGUUUACUACGACCAUUUACGCAGCGCCACAAAGAAAGGAUUUUUCAACCUGAACUUGACUAGUAGCCCCAACCCCUCCCUGACCUUCUGUGUAAAGACCCAUGACAGACUGUACUACAUGGUGGCUCCGUCUGCAGAGGCCAUGAGGAUCUGGAUGGACGUGAUCGUAACAGGAGCAGAGGGCUACACGCAGUUCAUGAACUAAAGUCAUCCGAGGAGGUAAAGAAAGGUCAAAUGGUUGCACCAGGGGAAACUUCAAGUGACUCAUCUUCCUGUUUACCGGCUCUAUUGAUUCCUACGAGGAGGAAAGCCUUUUUAUUUUUAUUUUGUAUUUCUUUCUUUUGAAUAUAAGUUGUAUAUUCAGCUCGGAUGUACAGUUGUCAGACAGUCGUCAAAGGUUUUCUACACCUUCCUGGAUUUCAAAAGUGAUUCCUACAAGAUUUAAAAAACAGAAAACAGAGGAACAGUUGAUUGUGUUAAAUCACCUUUGCUUUUAGGUCAACAGAGAUCUGACAUUUCAGGUUUUUUUUUUUUAGUAUGCAUACAUUUCUUUGACAACUGCUUAACAGAUGUAUGUAUUUGUGGUUUGUGUGGUUGUUUUUUCGGUCUGUAGAACAUUUUCCACAUUUAGUAUGUGGUAUAGCCAAAUGACGUCAAGCCAUUCUGGACUGUUUUUUUAUGUUUGUUUGUUUGGGUUUUUAUAUAAAUAUAAAUGAUUUGUCCUACACAUAAUGAGAGUGGUUAUGGAUAUGCAGAUCGUACAUGUAGAGAUGAUGUGAAGGCAAACAUAUCAGACACCCAAUAUUACUAAAACAGGAAAGUCAAACACCGAAGCUCAUUAGCAGCUCCUGUUCACCUGCAUCCCACUGUAUGUUUGUGUGUAACCAGCAAAACAUCACCUGUAUGUCAACACACAUAUACGUGCUGUAUAAUAGAGUCUAUUUGCCAAGUCCUGACUUCAUCUUCAGCCUUCACUUCUUAAAGGAAGCAGCCAUCUUCAGUACACUGCCACCUGAAGGCUCUCGGUGGACGAACAUGAUUAAACAACAAAACAGAACAAAACUAACCAACUUAACCUUCAUAUAAUAAUGCAAAUCAUUCAGUGCCUUGAUAUUUCUCCACAUUUCAUCACUGCAAUACUGUUGUGAGAAACCUGCAGGACCACAUAACGCCAGAAAUACAAUCACUGUUUAAAAUGUAUUUUUAUUCUCAAGAGAUCUAUUAUUGUGACUAUUCAUAACAGUCGUUUGCACAAGGCAUGAUGGGAACGUGAUAAGUAAACACAAGUAAUUUAUCAGCUCAAAACAAAAAAAAAAAACAGAAA